GAAUUCAAUGAGUUCAGGCAAAAAUGCGGAUUGCUCUGGAGCUAUGACUGGGUGUCAAUCCCUCUAGUGUACACUCAGGUCGUGACUAUAGCAACUUACUCUUUCUUUCUCGCUGCAAUCGUAGGGCGGCAAUACGUGGAAGAGUCUCCCCUCUCAUACAGGUCGAACCAACUCGACCUGUACAUCCCUUUAUUCACGAUACUGCAGGUCUUUUUCUACAUGGGUUUACUGAAGGUCGCCGAGCAACUAAUUAACCCUUUCGGUGACGACGAUGAAGACUUCGAACUGAACUGGAUCAUUGACAGACACAUGAAGGUGUCUUAUCUGAUCGUGGACACGCUUCUGCUCAGGACGCCGCCCCUCAGCAAGGACAUCUUCUACGACGACGAGUGCCCCGUCCUGCCCUACACCGCAGCGUCGGCGGAGUUCAAGAAGAGGACCUACAGGGGAUCUGUGGCCAACAUGGUAAUCCCCGAAGAGAAGCAGAACCUGAUCCUCCCUGAUAUCCAGGAGGAGCUUGAGGAAGGGGGGGAGUUCCGCAGCACAAGCAACCUCGCAUCUCAAAUGGCUUCAAUGAAGUCUUCUGCCAACAACCUAGGAGGUAGCAAGGACCAGCGAAGCCUAAGUGUGCCUGACGACUGCCUGACGCUCGACCCGCGGAGCUCCUCGCCGCGAGACGGGAAGAAGGAGAGCUCGAAGUCCGCCCCGAUCUCCCGGUCCUCCAGCAGACGGAUUGGCACUGCAGGUAGUAAGGGUAUUGGGAGUGCUCUACUGGCUAUUGGCUCGCAUCAAGGCUUUAUGGCCGCGGAUCCGGAGAAGAUAAGCCUGGCGGGCGGCCUUACCACCGGCGCGCUCGCUGUCCGACGGCGACGCGAAGGAGCGCCAGGACGAUGACCUCGACUACCUGGUGCUGC
Molecule: messenger RNA, 914 nt
Organism: Penaeus vannamei (Pacific white shrimp)
Lineage: Eukaryota; Metazoa; Arthropoda; Malacostraca; Decapoda; Penaeidae
Source: RefSeq, a predicted model, not a curated record